AUGCCGCCCGGCCGCGAUGAUACCAAUGGCUUUCCUCGGGACUUAUAUACUGGUGUCCUUCCCGUCAUACCACCUGAAGGCAGUCUAGAUAAUUCGUCGCGCAAUAAUGCCGCAACCGCCGCGUCAGCUGCCGGUGUUCGCGCCCUGAGCGCUCAGGCUAUCGCCUUCUACUUCAGAGCUCCCGUCAAGGCUUUCUUCCGAACUCGAGUAGACUAUCUUGCAUAUGCCCGGAGUGUGCACCAGACGCGAACGGAAUCAUUCACGCGAGCCGCUGCUAAUGAUCCAGCCGCGUCAAGGUUAGGCCUCACUCUUAGGCAAGCAUGGAUGUGGGCGCGGGGUACAACCCCUGGAUUGCUCGCGUCCGUCAUUCAGCAGCAUGGAUGGAGUGUCAUACCUCAUCAGAUUCUUCCGCCGCUGAUGGCGAAUGUCGGAGUCGGUGCUGUGCUAUACACUAGCUAUUUACAAAUAUUGGCCCAGCUACACGAAGAGACUUCGAGAGCACCGAAAAGAAUUUUUCCUCCGCCAGACCCUAUUCACACCUUUACUGCGGGUUUCUUGGCUGGGAGUAUCCAAAGCGUUAUCGCGGCCCCACUUGAUGCCAUUCAGGCGAGAUAUGACCAUCGCGAUCUCAUGAAUGGAAAUAUCGACGGGAAGCCGAGGAGCAUGUGGUCAUUCUCAGCAGAGAAGCUUAGGGAAAUUGGACUGCGCGGGGUUUUCGCAGGAUGGGGGUUAUCGUUCUUAAAGGAUAGUUUCGGAUGUGCUGUCUUUUUCAGCACUUUCGAGUACGUGAAGGCCCAGGCCUUUUACCGAUUCAUCACGUGGUACUAUGGCGAUUUGAAACCGGACGUCGUCGACGUGCUGGCCCAGAAGAGACCGCCCAAACCACACCAUCUAACCGACAAUGCGAAAGAGGAUGCUGCCCAACCAAUUAUGAUUCGACCCCAUUACGCGAUCGAACCUAUGUUCUUACUACUCGCCGGUAUCACAGCUUCGUUCACCCAGCAGCUAUUUCUUCAUCCUUUGACGCACAUUCAAGUUCAGCAUUGGGAUCACCUAGAAGAUCUAGAUGCCAAGGCCGCUAAGAUGAGAGACUCGAAAGCCGCAAAUCCUGACAAGCCAAGACGUAGGUGGCGCAUGCUUCGGGCUUAUUACCAUGCCUAUCAAGAGACUUGGGCACAGUGUGUCGCAGAGGCGAAUUCAGAAGGCAGAGGUUUGAGACGAUGGUUGUAUCGCGGCUUUUGGUGGAAUACCAUUCGACAGGUCCCAAGCACUAGUGCUGGGUUGAUUAUCUUUGAAUUGGUUAGGCGGAAAUACGGUGCCGGAAACGAACCAGUACGGGUUGCACAAGACGAUUACGAAAUUCUCCUUGAUUAG
This is a messenger RNA of Annulohypoxylon truncatum, 1374 nucleotides long. RefSeq names its product mitochondrial carrier. Gene Ontology annotation, molecular function: L-ornithine transmembrane transporter activity. The transcript is spliced from 2 exons. Gene Ontology annotation, biological process: mitochondrial L-ornithine transmembrane transport. Bases 1 to 1374 code for a protein of 457 amino acids. The record is from RefSeq and is a predicted model, not a curated record. Lineage: Eukaryota; Fungi; Ascomycota; Sordariomycetes; Xylariales; Hypoxylaceae.